AUGGUUCAACGACUGCAAAGCGCCUUGGUGGGCACUCCAGAGGGAGGCAUUCGCCUCUCCACGACGGAGAUAGUCCCAGAUAUCACUGGGGACUCAGUCCUGGUCAAAACAAAAGCUGUUUCGGUAAAUCCCGUCGACACAAAGAUGAUUGGGCCCUACGUCACACCCGGUGCAGUCGCAGGCUUUGACUUUGCAGGCGUCGUAGAACAGGUUGGACCUGAAGCAACCAAGUGCGAUAUCCAUGUUGGAGAUCGUGUUUGUACUGCCAUCAUGGGGAUGAACCCUCUUGACCCUCAUGUUGGUGCCUUUUCUGAAUACACUGCCGCUGUGGAGUGGAUUCUGUUAAAGAUACCGCCUCAUCUUAGCUUCGAAGAGGGCGCUUCUCUGGGCAUUAGCUUCAUGACCACCGGCCUAGCCUUGUUCAAGAGUCUAGGCCUGCCUGGCAACCCCAUCGAGCCAGCAACUGAGCCAAUGCCAGUCUUGGUGUACGGCGGUUCAUCAGCCACUGGAACCGCAGCUGUUCAGCUCGUCAAGCUUGCAGGAUUCGAGCCCAUCGCGACAUGUUCGCCCCGCAACUUCGAUCUUGUCAAGUCCUACGGCGCCAGCGCUGUCUUUGACUACCAAGAUCCCAACUGCACCUCCGAUAUCAGAAAGCAUACCAAGAACAAGAUCAAGUAUGCUCUGGACUGCAUCUCCACUACGUCAAGUAUGCAGUUCUGCUACCAAGCCAUCGGCCGCGCUGGCGGUAAAUACACGGCUCUAGAGCCAUACUCUGAGGCAGUGGCGCGAACGCGCAAAGUUGUCAAGCCAGACUGGAUCAUGGGGCCCCAGAUGCUGGGUAAGGAGAUUCGCUGGCCGGAGCCUCAUUGGAGACCUGCCAAUGCCGAGAUGGGAGAGUUUGGUGUUUACUGGACGGCUGUCCUACGGAGACUCUUAGACAAGGGUUUGAUUAGACCCCAUCACAUCGUUGUCAAGCAGGGUGGUCUUGCAGAGGUCCUUCAUGGUAUCGAGGAUAUCAGGGAGAAGAGGAUUUCUGGCAAGAAACUUGUGUUCCAAAUGGAGAUUUGA
This is a messenger RNA of Fusarium fujikuroi IMI 58289, 1068 nucleotides long. Its product is annotated as related to C.carbonum toxD protein. Lineage: Eukaryota; Fungi; Ascomycota; Sordariomycetes; Hypocreales; Nectriaceae. The transcript has a single exon. The record is from RefSeq and is a predicted model, not a curated record. Gene Ontology annotation, molecular function: oxidoreductase activity, acting on NAD(P)H. Bases 1 to 1068 code for a protein of 355 amino acids.